Kluyveromyces marxianus DMKU3-1042 is the source of this 1113-nucleotide messenger RNA. RefSeq names its product Mtm1p (gene MTM1). Gene Ontology annotation, biological process: mitochondrial transmembrane transport. The record is from RefSeq and is a predicted model, not a curated record. Bases 1 to 1113 code for a protein of 370 amino acids. NCBI's taxonomy places the organism in Eukaryota, Fungi, Ascomycota, Saccharomycetes, Saccharomycetales, Saccharomycetaceae. The transcript has a single exon.
AUGUCUGGCGACCGGAGUUCGACUGAGAUCAUGAAAGAGCGCAUGCUAAGUGCAUGUGCUGGUUCUUUCCUAACAUCAUUUAUUUUAACUCCGAUGGAUGUGGUUAGAAUUCGGUUGCAACAGCAGGAAAUGAUUCCAGACUGCUCGUGUGGCGCCACUGGUGGUGCUGGUAGUGGGAUCGGUGGAUCAGAGAAGGUUUUGGUUGGUCAGGAAGGUGUAGCGGGAAGAAAUGCGCCGAAAAUCUUCUGGCAAGAUGUGUGUUUCCAAGAUAUCCAGUGUAAGAACAGUGCGCUACGGUUUAACAACACUUGGGACGCGUUUGCGAAGAUAUCUGAGAUUGAGGGUCUAUCUACAUUAUGGAGGGGGCUCAGUAUAACGUUGCUGAUGGCGAUUCCUGCGAAUGUGGUGUACUUUUCCGGGUAUGAGAUGUUCAGGGACCACUCUCCAUUGAGGAACACAUACCCUACGGUGAAUCCGUUGAUAUGCGGUGCCACUGCUCGGAUAUUAGCUGCUACGACGAUAGCACCGCUGGAGCUUCUAAAGACGAGGUUACAGAGCAUACCAAGGUCGAUGAAUGGUGCGAAUACGCAGCAAAUGUUCAAAGAUUUGUUAAAGGAAACUAAAAACGAGAUAGCAGCUGGAGGAUACAAGGUGCUAUUCAAAGGGUUAGAGAUCACGCUUUGGCGGGAUGUGCCGUUUAGUGCGAUAUACUGGUGGUCAUAUGAACUUUAUAAGAAGAAUUGUUGGGUUGAUUUCAGCCAGCAGUAUCUGAGUUUGAAUUUGAGUUCGAACUGGGAUUUCUUCAUCAACAGUUUUCUUGGUGGUAGCAUAAGUGGCACGAACGCUGCAUUGCUGACGCAUCCAUUUGAUGUGGGUAAGACCCGGAUGCAGAUCACGAUGGAUAUAGAAAACAGGAAGAGAAACACGUUGGUCGCGCACAAGGGCGAGAAAGUUUCUGCAAGAGGCAUGUUCAAAUUUUUAUACAAUAUCAAGCAAACUGAAGGUUAUGGUGCGUUAUAUACAGGUCUUUUGCCUAGAGUUAUGAAAAUUGCACCAAGCUGUGCAAUAAUGAUUUCUACAUAUGAGCUUUCCAAGAAGUUCUUUGCGGUAUGA